GAAUUUGCAGUCCGCCGUAGCAACUAUCAGGCAAACCGGAAAACAAUGAAGACCAUCGCUAUCGUCGCCACAGGAGCCGUUGUCUUAACGUCCAUCCCCAAUGUACACGGCCACGGGUAUAUCGUGGACCCUGCAGCACAGUGGACCCAAGGCUACCCGUCUAACGGAUAUGGCAGCACCAUUGACAGCAAGGUGUUCGGCGAGAUUGACGGAGGGAAAUACGGCUACGGACCCACCGGGGCCAUCAACAUCCUUAAAGCCAACCUCCCCACGAAGGGAGGUGGUUCGCUUGGUGCGCUUAUCGCAAAGAACCAGAAGCUCUACAGCAGUGACGUUGACCCGGAUUGCGGUCUAACGACUUUUAAAGAAUCCGCUCGCUCGAAGCUGCCGGCGUCGCAGCUCGAGUACACGGGCUUCACGCACCCAGGUCCGUGCGAGGUCUGGUGCGACGACACUAAGGUGCUGUUCGACUACGACUGCCAGACCAAAUUCCCGGGUAGCCCCUCAAAGAUUCCCUACGAUGAAUCCAAGUGCGCCAAUGCCAACCGUUUGACGAUCUACUGGCUCGCUGUCCAUGGUGAACAGUGGCAGGUGUACUCGGACUGUGUGUGGCUGGAGGGCGGAUCUGGUAAGGGUGAACCUCCUUCAACAGUUGGAGCUGGUGCGUCGACGGUCGCUGCCGGCUCCGGCUCGAGUUCGACGCAGGCUACCACGCCUAGUUCGGCCUCAAACGCGUCUCCGUCGACCAAUUCCACGUCGCCAUCAACGAGCACCACCACGACAGCUCCUACGACGAGCUCGGAGGAGGUUGGCAAUGAAGCAUCUACUUCUGGUGACGAAACGCAGACGGCCACUACGGCGCCUUCAACGAGCACGACAGAGGAGACUACCCCUACAACCGAGGAGAAUACUCCUGAGACUACUCCUGCUGCGGAGGAGACUACCCCAGCCACGGAGGCUCCUACCACUUCCACCACUUCGAAGUGUGCCCGCCGCCACUAGGCAUGAGUCCACCAUCAAUCAAUGUGUAGAUGUCCGUGUUUUCACCGUACAUGUUGUCCAGUACCGAAUACAGAAGCAAUCAAAUUCUGCU
Messenger RNA from Phytophthora nicotianae INRA-310, 1093 nucleotides. RefSeq lists its product as hypothetical. NCBI's taxonomy places the organism in Eukaryota, Oomycota, Peronosporomycetes, Peronosporales, Peronosporaceae. The record is from RefSeq and is a predicted model, not a curated record. The transcript has a single exon. The coding region runs from base 46 to 1002 and encodes 318 amino acids.